CUUCCUUCCUCAAAUACUUAAACCCCAUUCCUUUCUCUUUCUCUGAAACAACCCAGAAUUAUGAAAUCCUCACUUCUCCUCCUUCUCUCUUUUCUAAUCUUAUCAUACAUUUCCCUUGCAGCUGCAUAUGAUCCCUUGGAUCCAAAUGGUAACAUCACUAUCAAAUGGGAUAUUACCUCUUGGACUGCAGACGGUUACGUGGCCGUGGUCACAAUGAACAAUUUCCAAAUGUAUCGUCACAUAAUGAGCCCUGGAUGGACUCUAGGAUGGACAUGGGCUAAGAAGGAAGUUAUAUGGUCCUCAAGUGGAGCUCAAUCAACUGAACAAGGUGAUUGUUCCAAAUUCAAAGGCAACAUACCUCACUGUUGUAAGAAGACACCUACAAUCGUAGACCUACUUCCUGGGGUACCCUACAACCAGCAGUUCCAAAACUGUUGUAAAGGUGGUGUCGUCUCUUCUUGGGGUCAAGAUCCUUCCUCCUCUGUUUCCCAGUUUCAACUCAGCGUUGGUCUAGCCGGAACCACGAAUAAAACCGUCAAACUCCCAAAGAACUUCACCCUUUUGGGCCCUGGCCCCGGCUACACAUGUGGUCCUGCCAAGAUAGUCCCUUCCACCGUUUUCCUAACCCCUGAUCGUCGUAGAAAAACUCAGGCCUUGAUGACCUGGAAUGUUACUUGCACUUACUCUCAAUUCCUAGCCAGCAAGCAUCCGAGCUGUUGCGUGUCGUUUUCUUCAUUCUACAACGAAACCAUCACUCCUUGCCCGAGUUGCGCUUGUGGAUGCGAAAACAAGAACAAAUGUGUCCAGAGCGAUUCAAAACUGCUAAGCGUGGUCGGUUUGAACACACCGAGAAAGGAUAACACACCGCUCCUACAAUGCACCCAUCACAUGUGCCCGAUACGAAUCCAUUGGCAUGUAAAACUCAAUUACAAAGAAUAUUGGCGGGUAAAGAUGGCCAUAACUAACUUUAACUACCGUCUGAAUUAUACACUCUGGACUCUCGUCGUUCAACACCCGAAUCUUAACAAUGUAACCCAAGUUUUCAGUUUCGAUUACAAGCCCCUUGUCCCGUACCAAUCCUUCAAUGACACAGGAAUGUUUUACGGGAUGAAGUUCUACAAUGACAUGUUAAUGGAGGCAGGUCCGUUUGGGAAUCUGCAAUCGGAAGUGCUUAUGCAGAAGGACAAGGAUACUUUCACGUUUAAACAGGGCUGGGCCUUUCCUCGAAAGGUCUACUUUAAUGGCGACGAGUGUAUGCUUCCUCCGCCUGAUUCGUACCCGUUUUUACCCAACUCUGCUCAUAGAAGAAGUCCCCUGUUUCUGAUUAUUGUAUUUGUCUUCUUGAUCAUCAAUUAAUUUCUGGUGAUAAUUUUGAUUGAAUCAAUAUAAAUACUCAAUUUUUUUCCCUCACACCCAAAUCAUGUCUAGCAAAACAAAUAUUUCUUCUAAUAAAAUUUAAUUAUUUUA
This is a messenger RNA of Impatiens glandulifera, 1467 nucleotides long. RefSeq names its product COBRA-like protein 4. Gene Ontology annotation, biological process: cellulose microfibril organization; plant-type cell wall cellulose biosynthetic process. NCBI's taxonomy places the organism in Eukaryota, Viridiplantae, Streptophyta, Magnoliopsida, Ericales, Balsaminaceae. Gene Ontology annotation, cellular component: plasma membrane. Bases 61 to 1356 code for a protein of 431 amino acids. The transcript is spliced from 5 exons. The record is from RefSeq and is a predicted model, not a curated record.